GAACGGACCCUUUGGGCUGGAACUUGGCCGGAGAUAGCAGGCGGGGUGGUCUCGACUGUCAGACCCCCAGCUUCGGAUUGGGGUCCCUCUCUUCCAAGCUCCGACCUCUGUAUGCAUGUGUCCCUCCUCUGUGAGUGCAUGUGCUGGCGUCUACCACGUGAGGUGCCCUGGUCCUUUUCCACAACCUGUCGCGUGUGAUUGUCACCUUGAACUGGGUGUCUCUCAGUUCAGGACCAGGGAGUGGUUUGGAGAAAUUGAGGGAGCCUUUGGCUGUGUCCCCUGCGCUGGGUGUGUUGGGCGGGGACGAAGAUGGAUUCAUGUGCUGGCCGGUGAAGUUCAGUGGCCGUGGCGGGGAAGUCCGCGAGCUGUCUGGGCUGUUGUCGGUCUGUCUGUCUGGUGACAGAGCUGUCGGCUUGUUUUGUUCCGGGGCCAGGAGGAGCUGGUGCGGACUGCUCGCGGAGGCUAAGGGAGGGGGAGUUGUGGGGCUUGUUGAUUUCUAGGCUGCUGCGGCUGGAGAAAAAAAGACCAAAUGGCAAAGCAACCGUCAGAGCUAAAUUCUGAGUGUGACAGCGAAGGUGGACAAUUGCAGCCUACAGAAAGGCCUAUUCAACAACUCAGACCAGGGGCCCCUACCUCUAUACAAACACAGUAUCAAGGUAAUUCAGGUGAAGGGGACAGCUGCUCACCCAGCAGCCCUCAGGGACCGUUUGCACCACCCACUAGUCCUAGUCCAUUUGCUACCAGAUCCCCACUUUUCAUCUUUGUAAGAAGAUCCCCACUGCUGCCUCGAUCUUCCAGUGGGUAUUUCUCUUUUGACACAGACAGGAGUCCAGCGCCUAUGAGUUGUGACAAAUCUACACAAACUCCAAGCCCUCCUUGUCAAGCCUUCAAUCAUUAUCUAAGUGCAAUGGGUAAGCAAGAUCAUGCUUCCAUGAGGCAGUCUCAAUCAAUACCUGCAGAUAUGCGGCCAGAAAUUUGGAUUGCACAAGAAUUGCGACGUAUUGGAGAUGAGUUUAAUGCUUAUUAUCCAAGAAGGGGGUUUUUGGAUAAUAACUAUCAAGCGGCAGGUGACCAUCAUCAAAUGGUUAUUUUACGCCUGUUACGUUACAUCAUCCGCCUUGUUUGGAGAAUGCAGUGACAAUUCUUUGAGAAGCAAGGAGUGCACAGAAAUUUUUACUUGCUACAAGUCAUCAAGUAAAAGUACCACUUGCAUCUUCGUAUCAUUACUAUGCAAUCAACAGGUUCUUUCCUUAAAGGACAAACAGAGGGGCAGUAGGACUCCACAUUUUUGAAGACACCUGUAACAUGAACUUGAAAGUGGAUUUUGUUCAUCCCAAGACAAAAUUUUAUAAAAGGGAGUUUAUUGUGAAUGUAGAUUAUGGAUUUUUUAAAAUGUAUCAAUCACCAUUCUUUGAACCAGGAUUUUAUGCAAGAGUGGUGUUUACAUUGGUCUGUUUUUCAACUUCUUUAAUAAAAAGGAACAAGUUUUCAAAAAGGAAAUGGAAACUUUUUGACAUACUCAUGAAUGAUUUUUGUACUAAAUUUUAAGAACCUAUUGCUUAGUCUGAAAAGAGGAUGAUGUAUAUAUCCUGCAGUGGAAACUGAGCCAGCUAAUUUGUGAGCUGCCUUAGUUUAUUUGGGGUGGGGGGUAAUUGUACAGUUUUUUUCUGCUUUUCUUUUUAGCAGGGAGAAGUGUCUCCCCUGUUUUAUACCAAAAUCAGCAUAAUAAAAUGGAGCUGAUUAAAGGGGGGUGGGUUGUUAACCUACACCAACCAACAUGCUUCUCCCUUUGUAAAUACUUAACCCCCUCUUUAAAUUGACUUGCAUUUACUUGAACUGACUGUCCAAGGGCUCAAACUUCAGGCUACCUUUGAGCACUCUCUAUCUUCUUUUAGGGAGCUUCCAGUUUUUGUAGCCAGUUUAGAGUCUUACAGAUAUAAAUAGGUUCCAAGUAAAUAAACAUGGUUUAAAAAUUAAAUUUAAAAUAGAAUUAAAAUAAUUUUACCCAUAGUGGUCUUGACAAUAGUUCUGGAUAGUGCUUCUUUUUUUUUUUUUAAUGAUCACCAGCCUGGGCAGUAUUUGUUUUAACUUAUUUUAAUGGAUGUUUGCUUCAGAAAGUCUGAGGAGGCUGUAGCAAUAAAAGAAACAGAAUAAGUGCAUCUCUUGGACUUUUGGCUACUCUUUAUAGAUUGUUGAUGCAGGGAUGAAAUGCUGUAGUUGUAGAAUAUCAGGUGAGCUUAAAGAGCCAAGUCUUCAGCCACCCCUCCCAGAGACUUGAUUGAUUGCAUGACCAAAGCUUGAGUCCUGAUUGCCCGAUGAAGUUAACUAAAUGGGAAAUGCCUUGCCAGCUGAGGUGAGAUUGGAAGAAGCUCCUUCAGUUGACAGUUUUAAAGACCCCCUCAGUGAGAUUUUCUUUAGAAUCCUACUAACCUAUGAUGCCUGUUUUUCCCAAAAUUAAAUUCCUAUGGAAGUACAGGUUUAAUUCUGGUUUCACCAGUACCGUAGAAAAAUUCAAUUGGGCAAAAUUAUGAAAUGUUCCAAUAUAUUUAAUGUCUCAAGCCAUCUUUAAGCCUCUGAGUGCCAUUUUCCUUCUUACCUUUUAGUUUGACAGGUAGAUUUUUCAAUGUAUUCUGUGCACUGGUCAUCAGUGCCUCGUCCACGGCAGGUGCAGUUCAUCCUUUAGAGGUGACCCUAUUCCUGAUUACUGCCUUACAUCUCGUAAUUGCCACAGAGUCAGGACUGGGAAAACACAGGGUGAAUCUAAAGAGGUUUCUGUUUAUUUUUAACUGAUUUCAAAGAAAAAAUGUCCAUGGAGUUUGCAUUGUGUAUCGACAAAUGGGAGAGGGAAGUCAGAUGGUUUGGGGGAUUGUUUCAUGAACCCUGCUACUUUUUCAUAGUGAAAAGUCAGCCUUCUAAGUGACUUUUUGUUUUCUAAGUUCUUUUUGGAUUAUCAAAUAGGAUUCAGCAGUGCCAACAGCUAUUGUAUUCACUUUUGCCCCUUAGAGGAUCCAGUGUUCCUGUAAUUCUGCUUAACAAUUGAAGAAAAAUGUAUUGAAUAUGCCAUUUAUCUUAAUUACAAACACUUUUUUUUUUGGUAUAUCCAUCUUUCCCAUAUAUUUGGGGAAAUUUUUUCUUUAACACUGAAGGAUUUUUCUUUCCCUCUUAGUGAUUUGGAAUUAGGUUCAUAGGAAUUGUGUUGGAUCUCAGCUAUGGUUUCUUGAAUUAGUCUUGAAACCUUAUUUAGUAAGGUCACAUUGUCCAUUGGUUGUGAGAAUGAGCAGAGAUUAACAGAAAGUAUUAGAAUUUGUGUACCUUGCUGGACACACCAAAGAUGUUUGGUUCCACCCGAAUCCCCAUCUUAUGUAAUUUCUACAACUGGAGCACUUUACUUCUGUUUCUUUUAACUAUACAUCUCCCCUGGGAGUUGGAAACAGUGCAACUCAGAAAAGGACAUUUUUGUAAGGCUCUGCUGGCCCAGUGCCCCAGUGGGGAUUCGUGUCCUUUCUUGUACAUUUACCUCAAGCAUGGUAGUGCAACAGGUUUGCCACUAUUGCUUCAGGCUGGUGAUAUAAAUAAGCCUAAUGAUGAGCUAAAGAAAUUCUAUGAAUUAUAGAAUCAGUAGAGAAUAGGAUGUUGGCACCAUGAGUUUGAGAGAGAAAUACAUUUCUCUGUACUGUAUCUCUUAGAGAUCACGAUGCCUCCUGCAGGAGUAUACCUUGGGUAUACAUUUUUUUUUUAAGACAGAGCUAAUUCCCUUUUUGAAAACUUAAUGCGGGUUUUGUGCCUUGACAACCUCUACCCACGUUGGGUUUGUUGUAGUAAGUCUCCCAUGGCAUAACAUUGAAAUGCAAUAAGCAAAUACAAAAUACUUAAUUUCAUGAGGAAUUCUUCAGAUAACAAACAUAGCCUUUCUUUCCUGCCAAAACUUUAUGAAGAAUUUUCUUUGGUUGUGGAGAAACCAGUUUAAAUUUCUUCUGAUAGAAACAUUUGUGUAAAAUUUUUUCCUCAUUCCUUCCCUUUAGCACCUCUUCUAUUUUAUUGUAAAUAGUUAAAUAUUUAUUAGAUUAGAACAUCUUCACUUACUUUUAUCAACUGAGCCAAAUGUCUGUGUGCAAUUGUGUGUGGUUCUUUUGUCUUUUCUGUAAGAUUUUGUAAAUAAGUAAAAAUCACUGUUUUCUAAACCUUUUUUUUUAGAAUUGACAUUUGUAAAUAUGUAGAUUCUUUUCUGUGUAAUGUGUUCUACUGUUUCAUAAUGCUGUAACUUGUAGAAAUAUUGUAUAUUUAUUUUCUGCUUAUUUAAUUUCUCAAGUUCUGUAAAGUUAUGCAUUCCCUUUCCCUCCCCAAGAUUAUCUGCUUUAACACAGGAGUGAUUGAUCAGUUUAACGCACUGUCUUUCUCAGUGCUGUCCAUAUGGUUUUUCUACUGUGGUCCUCCAGAUUUCAUUCUUGUUCAUUUUACUUUUAUUAAACUUUUAGGCUUUGCCAAUUGUGGUUUUAAUGCUAAGGGAGCUGAUAAUAGCCAAAGGCUGGAAUCUACUCAAAGCAUUAACCAAGUUAUUCCAGUUGUAAACCAUAGCAGAUUAUGUUUGCCCAUAGCCCUAUCUUUAGGUAUAAAAUAUAUUUAGAAUUUGGAAAAAUGCCAUUGACUAGUCAGGGUUGAGAAAAACAAAGAGUUGAUCAGAUCGUAAAGGUUUCCAAGGUCUGUGAUCCAUGGGAUAAGUGGACAAAAGAUCAACUACCUAGUUUGGUUCCCCUUGCAUUUUUUUCUCCUUCAUUUGUUAGGAAGGAAACAAAACUAGGACCCUGUGUUUUUUGGCUUUUUGCCUUGUCCCCCCAGCCACUUACUGGUAGCAAGGUAAUGCUAGGAGUAGAAGUUUACUUGUUUUAAAAUCUUGCUUGUGUGGUUUACUUUGCAGUUGGAACAUGGCCCUCUUCCCUCAGUGGAAUAGUAAUCCUCAGCAUUCCUACGUCUGAUUGCAAGGUGUUCCUAUUAGUUUGGCCUUGGUUUAAUUUGUGGUUCCCUCAAAAGAGAUUAUUUUGAGUCUAAAUGAAAAAAAUUUAAUUGGCUAUUAGGAUGUGCUAAGUUGUGAAUGUUUUAAGAAAACUUAUUAACUGUUGGGCUCCGUAUAUAACAAGCAAACAGCUCUGCCAUUGCAGCUUAGCCUGGUGCCUACAUGUGUGUCUAUUACUCUUUACUCCUACACAGGAUGUGUAUGAGGGCUUUGGUGCAUGCACACAGGUAAAUCAGCUGUGUAACUUGAUUUUUACACAUAGACACAUUUCCUUAGACAAGAAGUACCCUCAAGUUCUCAUGUAAAUAACUUGACUACUUAGGUAUUUUAUUUUAUUAUUAUUUUGGGGGGGAGGGGGAUUUCAGAGGAUCUAAAAUUUUUGUACUCUGGUUUCAAGACCACUAAUACUGUAUACAAACUCAUCAGGUACCGAUAUGUACAUAGCACUGAUAUGUAACUUAGACUGAUUAAUCACUUACUUUGUUUCAUAGGACCCAGCAUAUGUAGCAUUUUUAUUGCAAUUUCCCUGGCUUACUUGUGUUUUGCACUGAUGAAUUUUUGACAGGGUAAUUGUCACUUUACUUGUGCAAUACUGCUGUAAAUAAUUGCAGAUUUUUUAAAGGAAAAACUCGAUCUUUUAUGUUCUUUAAUAAUGAAUUUUAUAUAAAUAAAACCUUCAACUAGUU
Messenger RNA from Dromiciops gliroides (monito del monte), 5697 nucleotides. RefSeq names its product BCL2 like 11 (gene BCL2L11). Bases 530 to 1138 code for a protein of 202 amino acids. Gene Ontology annotation, biological process: meiosis I. The record is from RefSeq and is a predicted model, not a curated record. Lineage: Eukaryota; Metazoa; Chordata; Mammalia; Microbiotheria; Microbiotheriidae. The transcript has 4 exons.